Molecule: messenger RNA, 366 nt
Organism: Malassezia sympodialis ATCC 42132
Lineage: Eukaryota; Fungi; Basidiomycota; Malasseziomycetes; Malasseziales; Malasseziaceae
Gene: RPS20
Product: 40S ribosomal protein uS10
Biological process (GO): translation
Cellular component (GO): small ribosomal subunit; ribosome
Molecular function (GO): structural constituent of ribosome
Source: RefSeq, a predicted model, not a curated record
AUGAGCUACGUCGCCAAGGACAAGGAUGUCGAUGCCCCUGUGGCCCCUGUGAAGCUUCACAAGAUCCGCAUCACUCUCACGUCGCGUAACGUGAAGAGCCUCGAGAAGAUGUGCAGCGACCUUGUGAACCGUUCGAAGGACAAGAAGCUUCACGUCAAGGGUCCCGUGCGUCUUCCGACCAAGGUGUUGACGCACACUACCCGCAAGUCGCCUUGCGGUGAGGGUUCGAAGACCUGGGACCACUACGAGCUUCGCAUCCACAAGCGUCUGAUUGACCUGCACUCGCCCAGCGAGGUGGUCAAGCAGAUCACUUCCACUGCCCUUGAGCCGGGUGUGGAUGUCGAGAUCACCAUCCUGUCGAACUAA